Dipodomys spectabilis (banner-tailed kangaroo rat) is the source of this 993-nucleotide messenger RNA. RefSeq names its product putative olfactory receptor 56B2. Bases 1 to 993 code for a protein of 330 amino acids. Gene Ontology annotation, biological process: G protein-coupled receptor signaling pathway. Gene Ontology annotation, molecular function: olfactory receptor activity; G protein-coupled receptor activity. The record is from RefSeq and is a predicted model, not a curated record. Lineage: Eukaryota; Metazoa; Chordata; Mammalia; Rodentia; Heteromyidae. Gene Ontology annotation, cellular component: membrane. The transcript is spliced from 2 exons.
AUGUUCCAAGAGCUCAGAGAUCCCAACAGUUCUAAGUUCCAGGUAUCUGAGUUCAUCCUGCUGGGAUUCCCAGGCAUUCACAGCUGGCAGCACUGGCUCUCCCUGCCUCUGGCUCUGCUCUACUUCUUGGCUCUGAGCGCCAACACCCUCAUCCUGAUCAUCAUUAACAGAGAGGCAGCUCUGCACCAGCCUAUGUAUUAUUUCCUGGGCAUCCUGGCUGUGGUGGACAUGGGACUGGCUACCACCAUCAUGCCUAAGAUCUUGGCCAUCUUCUGGUUCAACGCUAAAGCCAUCAGUCUCCCUGAGUGUUUUGCUCAGAUGUAUGCCAUCCAUUGCUUUGUGAUCAUGGAGUCAGGUAUUUUUGUCUGCAUGGCUGUAGACAGGUAUGUAGCCAUUUGCCGACCACUUCGAUAUCCUUCGAUCAUUACAGAGGCUUUUGUGGUCAAAUCAACUGUUUUAUUUACACUCCGAAACUUUCUGUUUCCCAUCUCAGUGCCUGUGCUGGCUGCACAGAGACAUUACUGCUCUAGGAAUCAGAUUAACCACUGUCUUUGCUGUAACCUUGGAGUCACCAGCUUAUCCUGUGAUGACAGGAGAAUCAACAGUAUCAACCAGCUAUUUCUGGCUUGGGUAGUCAUGGGAAGUGACCUGGGUUUGAUUAUUGUAUCGUAUGCUCUCAUUCUUAAGUCUGUGCUGAAGCUGAACUCACCAGAAGCUGCAUCCAAAGCCUUAAGCACCUGCACUUCCCACCUCAUCCUCAUCCUGUUCUUCUACACUGUUAUCAUUGUCAUUUCCAUCACACACAGUGCAGGAAUGAAAGUUCCCCUCAUCCCAGUUCUGCUCAAUGUGUUACAUAAUGUCAUCCCCCCGGCUCUCAAUCCCAUGGUGUAUGCACUCAAGAAUAAAGAGCUCAGGCAGGGCUUAUACAAGCUAUUUUCCAUGGCCUACACCUCCAGGAAAUCUUUAGUAGAUGUGUUUUUGGGGUUUGGGUGA